This is a messenger RNA of Brassicogethes aeneus, 1008 nucleotides long. NCBI's taxonomy places the organism in Eukaryota, Metazoa, Arthropoda, Insecta, Coleoptera, Nitidulidae. The record is from the annotation of a GenBank genome assembly.
AUGAAAAUGAACGUUUUGGAGUUAUUUAGUGGUAUAGGGGGAAUGCAUAUGGCCCUUGAAGAAAGUGGCGUUGAAGGCAAUGUAGUGGCUUCAGUUGAAAUAAAUCCAAAUGCCAACGUUAUUUACAGGCAUAACUUUCCGGAAAUCAACAUAUUGAACAAGAAUAUUGAAGGUUUAACUGGUGAAUUCAUAAAUAAGUUGGAUAUUAACACAAUACUUAUGUCUCCACCAUGUCAGCCAUUUACAAGGAAUGGGCUGAAAAACGAUGUUAAAGAUACGAGAACAAACCCGUUUAUGCAUAUUUUGAACUUGCUACCGGAGUUGACGAAGGUGGGGAGGAUUUUGAUUGAGAACGUCAAAGGUUUUGAGAAAUCUGAAAUGAGGGGUAUAUUGUUGGACGUUUUGAAGAAAAACGACUUUAUUUGGCAAGAAUUUAUUUUAACUCCUACACAGAUUGGUGUUCCUAAUACCAGGCAUAGAUACUACUGUUUGGCUAAGAGAAGACCGCUACAAUUUGACUUUGAUGUUGGGGAUUUGAUGGAAAUUUUACCGAAUUACAACAGCAAAACAGAGUUGUACCCUAUAUCGGAAAUACUGGAAAAAACCAUCAAAACUGAGGAGUAUAUGUUGAGUGAAAAAGUUUUAGUCAAACGCUUGAAAGUUUUGGAUAUUUGCUAUAGUGACUCAAAAAGAUCUUGUUGCUUUACAAAGGCUUACAGUAAAUUUUUGGAAGGGACUGGUAGUGUUUACACCGCAAAAUCACAAAAGGAAUACAAGGAGGUUUGCGAUGAAAUCAGUAUAAAUAAAAAUGAUAGGGAUAAAAUCUCCUUAAUGAAGUCUUUGGAGUUGAGGUUUUUCAGCCCCAAGGAAAUAUCGCGGCUGAUGUCUUUUCCGGAGAAAUUUUCGUUUCCAGAUGAUGGCGUGGUAAAAUUGAGGCAAAAAUAUAUGCUGUUGGGUAAUAGUAUUAAUGUUAAAGUUGUAUCAGAGUUGAUAAAACUUUUAAAGUAG